This is a messenger RNA of Heteronotia binoei (common prickly gecko), 2351 nucleotides long. RefSeq names its product dihydrouridine synthase 3 like (gene DUS3L). The transcript is spliced from 13 exons. Gene Ontology annotation, biological process: tRNA processing. Gene Ontology annotation, molecular function: flavin adenine dinucleotide binding; metal ion binding; RNA binding. NCBI's taxonomy places the organism in Eukaryota, Metazoa, Chordata, Lepidosauria, Squamata, Gekkonidae. Bases 295 to 2244 code for a protein of 649 amino acids. The record is from RefSeq and is a predicted model, not a curated record.
CUCUCUAUGAUAGAACACCGGCUUUGGAAAAACUGAUUCACGCUGGAGAACGGGAGGCUGGGUGAACCAUGCCUUUCCCUCAACAGCUCUAUGGUUGAAGGCACCCAACCCUUCGCUGCCCUUGAAAAUAGCUCUCGCGGCUAAAACGGAAACCGGAAGUUCCUUCUGGCCGCGUGCUUCGCUUUAGUCUUUCCUCCAUCUCGCUGGUGGCCGCCUCUUAGCUUUGAAUGUGGAGACGCGUGCGCUUGAGGUGUAGGAUCCGCGGCGCCCCUCUGCAGGAAGCCUUGACCCGGCAUGGAGAUUCCUGCGGGGGUGGCACCCAUCAAAGCCCAGUACCUCACCACGAAAGAAGAGUUUCAUGCUUACCUUGAAAAAGAAGAUGGCCCAAAAAGCAAUAAAGGUGACAUUGAUGGUGGUGGUGAUGAUGAUGAUGAUGGAAAGGACAUCAGCAGUGACCCUGUGCAGCCUCCUUCCAAGCUGCAGAAGCUGGAAGAAGACGGAAAGAAAGUUACUCAGCCUGAAGAGGCAGUUGAAGAGCUGAAGAAAUCUCCCAGAAGGAAGAGGUCCCGAGGACAGAACAGAAAUCGGCCGUGCAUGAAUCCCAUGCGUUAUGAGAAGCAUCGCCUGUGCCCGUCGAUAAUCCAGGAACGUGCAGAUAAAUGCUUCUUUGGGCCUCGGUGCCGCUUCCUGCAUGACGUGAAGGAAUACAUGGCCAUGAAGCUGCCGGACCUCGGAGACAGCUGUGUGCUCUUCAAGAACUUUGGCAAAUGCAUGUAUGGAGUUACCUGCCGAUUCUCCGGGGCCCACCUUGGAGAAGAUUACAGGAACGUUGUUAAUGCGGACCUUUUGAAACAGUGGGAGGGGAAACCGAUAGUGAAAAACAGCCUUAGCAAACAACUCCAGCAGCAGCUGCGCAAGAAGAAAGUGGCUUUUGAGAAAUCUAGCCAGUAUCUUCGCUGCUUGGGCAAACCCAGCCAUGCAGCCACAGGGGGGAAUGAUGUGACAAACUGUUCGCUUUCCAAAGGGAGUGCAGAAGCUGCCAGAGAGGAGGGACUGGAGGUGGUUGGCGGGUUGGACAGAGAAGAGUCUGCAUUGGAGGGUGCCUGCCCACCAGCGGACACUGCUGUCAAAACGGCUGGUGCCAUCACAGAUGAAGAUAUUGUAAAACUGAGGCCUUGUGAGAAGAAAAAGCUGGAUCUCCAGGGCAAGCUCUACCUGGCUCCUUUAACAACGUGUGGCAAUCUCCCAUUCCGGAGAAUAUGCAAGAGGUUUGGCGCCGACGUCACCUGUGGAGAGAUGGCAGUGUGCACCAACCUGCUUCAGGGGCAGUCGUCGGAGUGGGCAUUGCUGAAGCGGCACAACACGGAGGAUGUCUUUGGCGUGCAGCUGGAAGGAGCCUUUCCAGACACCAUGACCAAAUGCGCGGAGCUUCUGAACCAGGCCAUCGAAGUGGAUUUUGUGGACAUCAAUGUCGGCUGCCCAAUAGACCUGGUGUAUAAGAAGGGAGGAGGCUGUGCCUUAAUGAGCCGCACCAACAAGUUUGAACAAAUUGUCCGGGGCAUGAACACGGUCUUAGAUGUCCCCCUGACUGUGAAGAUCCGGACCGGAGUCCAAGAGAAAGUCAACCUGGCUCACAAAAUCAUCCCCAACCUCCGAGAAUGGGGGGCCUCUCUGGUCACACUCCACGGCCGAUCGAGAGAGCAGCGCUACACAAAGGGGGCGGACUGGGAGUACAUCGCGGAGUGUGCCAAGCUCGCCAGCCCAAUGCCCCUAUUUGGAAAUGGGGACAUCUUGUCUUACGAAGACGCAAAUCGAGCCAUGCAGACUGGAGUCUCGGGGAUCAUGAUUGCAAGGGGGGCGCUGAUCAAGCCAUGGAUAUUCACGGAAAUCAAGGAGCAGCGGCACUGGGACAUUUCUUCUAGCGAACGGCUGGACUUGCUUAAGGACUUUACCAGCUACGGCCUGGAGCACUGGGGGUCGGACACUCAGGGUGUGGAGAAGACCCGGAAGUUCUUGCUUGAAUGGCUUUCAUUCCUGUGCAGGUACAUUCCAGCCGGCCUGCUGGAACGACUGCCACAGCGAAUCAACGAGAGGCCUUCGUACUACAUGGGGCGGGACUACUUAGAGACCCUCAUGGCGAGCCAGAACGUGGGCGACUGGAUCAAGAUCAGCGAGAUGCUUCUGGGUCCUGUUCCUGACAACUUCACUUUCCUGCCAAAACACAAGGCCAAUUCUUACAAAUAGGUCCACGGGGCGAGGACGAGAAGACAGAAUUUCGUCUCUGCCUGGGAGGCCAACAAAUGCUUUGCCGCUUUAUCUGCUUUAAAUUAAAACAAAAUGUCUAUUUUUAA